Molecule: messenger RNA, 846 nt
Organism: Dicentrarchus labrax (European seabass)
Lineage: Eukaryota; Metazoa; Chordata; Actinopteri; Moronidae
Gene: cst3
Product: cystatin C (amyloid angiopathy and cerebral hemorrhage)
Exons: 3
Coding region: 117-503 (128 amino acids)
Molecular function (GO): cysteine-type endopeptidase inhibitor activity
Source: RefSeq, a predicted model, not a curated record
ACAGCGCGCCUCACCAGCCCUGACGUCGUUCUUUAUAUAAGGGAAGGAAACGUCUGGGACUUCUUGUUGUUGUUGUUGUGUCGCUUUGUUGCGUCGAGUCAUCCAGUUGCUGAAACAUGAUGUGGAAGGCUGUCUUUCCCGUUCUUGCGGCGGUGCUCGCCGUCGGGUUGGGGGCGUUGGUUGGGGGCUUUAGAGACGCGGACGUGAACGACGAAGGGGUUCAAAAUGCCCUCAACUUCGCCGUCGUCGAGCACAACAAGGGCAGCAACGACAUGUACCUCAGCCAGGUGGCACAGGUAGUGAAGGUUCAGACACAGGUGGUUGCUGGCACCAAGUAUGUCAUUACUGUGAAAAUGGGGAAGACUCCCUGCAGAAAGGACCAAGCUGAGGAAGUGUGCACCGUCCACCAAGACCCAGAAAUGGCCCGGCCUUACCAGUGCACAUUUACAGUGUGGAGCCGCCCAUGGCUAAGUGACAUCAGAGUGAUAAGUGAGAAAUGCUAGAGAGCGAGCUACGUGGGAACCCUUCGGUGUUUGCCUUGUUUGCAGAAGAACCUUCAUACAGCAUAGUACAUCAUUUACCUGUAGAUGAUGCGCAAAAGUAUUAACAUUUUCAUUUUAUUCCUGUGAUUCUUCACUAUAUGAUAAACUGAAUAAGCUUUGUUUAAUACCCAAUGUAUUAUAGCCAUGUAGCGUUCAAUUAACUUUUAGAGGAGCUACUUUCUAAUGUACACAUUAUUUACUAAACCAAGCAAAUAACAACACUUGUGUACUGGACUGUUGAUUCGCUUAUUAACAACCACACGCUUUGGUUCAAAUAAAAUUUAAAGUUGCAUGUGAAGUUUAA